Molecule: messenger RNA, 1111 nt
Organism: Hyaloscypha bicolor E
Lineage: Eukaryota; Fungi; Ascomycota; Leotiomycetes; Helotiales; Hyaloscyphaceae
Exons: 2
Coding region: 247-903 (218 amino acids)
Source: RefSeq, a predicted model, not a curated record
CAAGACCCUUCGAUACGAGGAAACAUUGAAUCUCUCCGAUGAUGACCACCAAGAGGUUCCAAUCCCACUUCGUAGCUCGAAGUCAGCACAUCGUGCAGGAUCGGGCCAUGCGGCGCAAGAGCAUUAAACCUGAUCCUGCCACGAUACAGCCCGCUCGAAUCCGCCUUUGAACAAACAAUCACUCGUUACUGAUAUCGUAUACAAAAGAAAGAAGUCAAGGCUCUUGAGUCAAACAUCAGACCGAGCAUGCAAUUCUCUAUACUCGCUACCAUUGCGGUGCUCGCCAGCAGCACCUUUGCCUGGGACAAGUUUUCAGGGACCAGCAUCACCACACGGCCAACCGGAACCUGCUACACGAUAACCCAAACCAACCCACCAGCUUGCACGGAAUCCAUCACACUCCCGGACGGGUGCGCGACCCUAGAGUGCCUCGAGCUCAGAACUAUCACGCAGUCCUGCGGCUGCGAUUCCAUCUUCACGGCCGACGAGUGCGUCACCACUUGUCCCUCGACGAAAUGCCCGGUCUCGUACAUUACCGUGCAUCCACCGUGCCUGAUGUCUCCGCCGUAUAGCUACAGUAACACGACGGUCACGACGACGGUCACGGGUAUCACGACGCUGACGGCGUGUCCGGCGACUUGCACGUGCUCAGGACAGAAGACGACUUGGUCUGGUGGCAAUGGGCCGUUUACGUGUACCAAGAAGCCGAGUUGUACGGCGCAGUUGCCGGGGGGUGGCACGACUACUAUUACGGGUACAACGGUUGUGAGCAGGACUGGACCGACGCCCACAAGUAGCAUAGGUCCGACACUGCUGCCCGGCUCGAGUGAUGGGAAGAAGAGGAGUGAGAUCGUGAGUGGCGGGCUUCUGGCGGGGUUGCUGGGGAUGCUGGCCUUUUUGUGAGGUUUGAGAUGGAGAAUGGGGAGCGAAAGAAAGGUUGAAAGAUUGAGUAAGUGUAGAAGGAAAGGAGAUUUGUGAGAUGGGUGUAUUGAGUAGAGUUUCUGAGGGAGUACAUAUUAAUUUGGGUGGGCAUCUUCUCUACUAACCUAACUACGAUAUAUGUCUUACAUGCAAAUGGAUCAAAUCUACAAAGACUCGAAGUCAAAUUCAU